AUGGCGGAGAUCGUGAGGUCUGCAGUUGCCGAGGAGAUAGCGAAGCAAAUCGUCUCCGGCAUCCUGGACAAGCUGGGACGGAAACCGAAUGAGGAGGAGGAGCACCUGGAGCGGCUGGAGAUGGCACAAAUCAAGCUGGAGGCCGCGCUGGAGACCUCCGACAAGUGGCGGAUCAGCGACGCGUCUCUCCUCCGCUGGCGCAAGAAGCUGAAGCGCGCCGCUCAGGAGUGCGACGACACGCUGCGCCGGUGCAAGCAGCGCGCCGUGGCCGUGGACGACCAAGAGAAGCAUCAGCGGGUGGCCGUGAGGCACUCGUGCUCGUCCUUGCCGACACGGCUCGCCCACGCCACCAAAUCCUUCGUCUCCUCCAUCCUCAGCGGACGCAACAGGACCGACGACGACGACGGGUACGGCUGGAGCGGCGGCAACGCCGUACGGAGAUUCGAGUGGUUCGCGGACGGCGCCGCCGAGUUCCUGCGGUUCGUGGAGCUUGGCGGCACGCCGUGGCCGCGGUACACGUUCUUCGACCCUCUCAUCGCGCGCCUGCUCGCUGGCUACGAGGCGAGGUACAGGCUCGUCCGCGGAAGCCAGUACUACCUGUUCUGCGUGCGUCCCAUCGUCCUGGAAGGCCGUGGCACGGAGGCGAAGCUCAUCUUCUUCUACGAAGACGACGACGUGCCGGAGAAGAACCUGUGCAUCGGCUCCAUGCUGCGGCUUUCGGAGAGCACGGACGUUGUCGGGAUCACGAUCAAGUGCCUGCAGCUGCUGGUGACGCCGCAUUUCAAGUCCACGGCUGAAGCCGCGACCAGGGAGCUCGCUAACCUUCCGACGCAGGACUUCUCCUGGGUGCCCUACGGUGGCUCCACUCACAGAGAGCACUGGGACAGCAUCCACAGAGACAUGAGCCAGUGGUUCCGGCCGGACCCGCUGUGCUGCAACCACCAUGAGCCCUGUCGUCCCUGUGAGAGCAAUGCAGCAAGCACAGUGAGGCCAUCGCAUUCACAGGUGUCUCUGGAAUCAGUCAUCGAGGUGUACUGGCAGUGCCAGGUCCCACUGUCCGAGUACAACAUGCUGCAGAGGAAUGCAGUUGUUGAAGGUCCAACGACUUCUUCAGAAGACAUGCCAUACCUGAAACUUGGUCUCCUGUUCACACCCCAUGGCUCUUUAGGAGACUUGACGCCGAAAGCCGAGUCGUCGGCGCUGGAGGUGAUCGACGGGGAGGAGCAGCGUGGUACGCACACCAACCUUAGCCUGCGGCAGCUGGACGAGACCAUGCUGCCGAAGGCGCUGCAAUGUCUCUACCAGAAGACAGAGGCGAUGGCGUACCAGAUGCUCUGGAAAUCCAAGCAUGGCGCGGCGUACCUUCAGGUGAGGAAGACGACGCCACGGAGGAAUUGGAAGGGAGAUAACAAGAACAGAAGGUUGCUAAUGCAGCGAUAUCAUCAAGACCCAAAGCUGGAGAGAUGGACACAUGUUCUCACAAACUUUCUCAAUUUGUGGGUUGCGCGCGUACCUGAUGAUAGGCUGCGCAGUUCAAUGACCCAAUGGUUGCAGAGGGCAAAUGAGAAGCAAUUGGCAGUUCUGCGUUGUUAA
Miscanthus lutarioriparius is the source of this 1593-nucleotide messenger RNA. The record is from the annotation of a GenBank genome assembly. Lineage: Eukaryota; Viridiplantae; Streptophyta; Magnoliopsida; Poales; Poaceae.